Bolinopsis microptera is the source of this 1785-nucleotide messenger RNA. RefSeq lists its product as uncharacterized. Lineage: Eukaryota; Metazoa; Ctenophora; Tentaculata; Lobata; Bolinopsidae. The record is from RefSeq and is a predicted model, not a curated record. The transcript is spliced from 8 exons. Bases 1 to 1710 code for a protein of 569 amino acids.
AUGAAAAACUCUAUAACCUUGUUACAAUUACUUCUCAUGGCGCUCUGCUUUAAUGUGUCUCAAUCUCAGUCGGCGUUCAGAGAAAGACUUGAUGGAGAGAUAAUAUUAACUGAUGCUGUUGGAUCCAAGAGUGACAACGCCGAGGCAGCUAUUGAUAUGAACUUCAACACUACAACUGUAACGUACCGUGAUACAUACGGAGAACUAUGGCUGAAGCUGUAUUUUGAAGAGGUGUCUUGUGUGCAAAAUAUAUACGUGUAUUGGGAUGGAAAAGCAAAUGUGAUCUUAAGUUGUCCAGCUGAUUCAACUUUAUGUCAAUGUGAUACCAAUAAACGUAUCUGCGAUGAGUACCAGUUUUCUGUGAUUUUUGAGAGAAAUGUGAAUCCAGACGACCAAACUGAGCGCAAUUGUACAUACGGGGACACUCUUAAGGUGGAAAGUAUUGACGAAGCAUAUUUUAAUUUAGAAGCUGAAGAGAUUGCUGUUAUUAGAUAUGAAGUUAGAGAUUCUGUGCCGACAGUGCCCAGUAGUAUUAAAUGGAUUCCGUUCACUGCUAAGAACCAAGCUAUGGUCUCCACUGACUUCUCCAGCAAAGACGUGGAGCAGUUCUACGUCAGGCUCCCUUGUGAGGAAUCUGUUUGGUUUAAACUCUUCCUUAAUAGUGACGAUGGUCAAAAUUCCCACGUUGAGAUAAAAAGCAAGGUGGAAGGAAACAUUUACUGUAACGGUGCUGGGGAUAUGAGUUGGUGGGGAGGUGAGAUCAAUGAGUUCUAUAUCGACCAACGUGCUAUGAAAUGUGAUUCUACUGAAACCCACAUAAUCCUUUUGGUGGAGAAGUCAGUUGACAGAGUUACCAUCAAGAGCAAGGGACAGGUUUUGUACCACCAAGCUUUCACUGACAACGACGCGAACUGUCGAGCACCUACAAAAAUUGUAAAAACACAAGUUUUCAACUACGAAGGAUGGCUGGACCUUGGAUUACCCGACACUUCUUCUCCACGAUAUAACACUCUCCCAGUCCAAACAACUGAAACUGCUAAUCCGCCAACUGAAACUGCUAAACCGACAACUGAACCUGCAACAACGACACUGUCAAAAACGACAACACUGCCACCACAAACUACACAUACAUCACCAUCCCACACAACUGAAGAGCCCACACAACUGAAGAACGGACGAAAGUUUAGACAGCAAGAAAAGCCGGGUGAGUCGGGUGAGCCGGGAGAGGUGGGUGAGCCGGGAGCUCCUGGAGACCAAGGAACGAAGGGAAACCGUGGAGAUCAAGGUGACGGAAUGUAUUGCGAUGAAUACUGUUUUGAAGGAGAAGCCGGAGAAAGAGGAGAGCCAGGAUCUGAUGGAGCACAGGGAGAGGAAGGGGAUAUGGGACCUCCGGGAUUAAAAGGGGAUGAUGGUUUUCCAGGAAAUGACGGGGAAAAUGGACCUGAAGGUGCCAUGGGGGACCCUGGAGACCCAGGAAUGCCAGGAACGGACGGAACACCAGGACUCCCAGGGAGCUGUGAAGCAGGAACAAAUUCCUGCUAUCUUAAGUUAGGACAUUGUUAUGCAAAGAGCAGCUUUAAGUUGACAGCACAGUGUCGACUAGGGUACGCCGCUACGUCAAUCUGGAGAAAUUCAAAAUUUUGGGGACUGAGAUGUUGUAAGAUUAUUGGGGUUGUUGAGGGUGAAGUGGUUAAAACAGACUGGAUGUGAAGCUGCUUUUGAAGUGAAACUUGUGGUGAAACAGACUCUAUUACACUCUGAGUUUAAGGCUGUAUUUUUACAAUU